UUUAAUUGCAAUGAAAUUUUUUAAGCUGGAUAUGCGUGGCUCGUGAAAUAAAAUUUUAAAAUUUCGAAAUUGAUUAGUUGCGAGGUCUGAGGACACCUUAAGUUUGACAAUUAAAUUAUGAUGGCAGAAAUUGUCACAUUCAUUUGUGAUUAUUUGAAAGAGCAAACGUCUGAUUUCAAAGAAAUCUGAGAAAAGUAAUAAAAUUUUAAUAAAAAAUGGAGCCAAUGACUUUAGGAAGCCCCGGCGGUAGUCCAGCUACAAAUAGCCCUUAUUUGCCUUCUUUCCUUAUGGGAGAAAACCAGAUACCUGCUUCUCCACGCAACACUCUUUCUCCAAACAAAGGCACUAGGAACAUUUCAUUUGCAACGUCGCCAAUACAAAAUACUCCUGUAUCUAGUGUUCUGGUAGAUCACAAUCGUUUUUCUGUCGGACAAAAACAACUAUUCAAUAGCAGUGUAAGUGCUAAUUAUUCUGGUACACAAGGUCCACCGACGCAAGGCUUAUUUGAUUCCUUACGCAGUGAACGCAAUCUCGUUGAGACACCAACACGUGGUAUAGAAGUGCAAUCUCCAAUUCGUCUUGGAACUCCAAUUUCUAAUCAACAUAAUUUAAGUAAUUUUGGUUUGCAACAACAACAAUUGCUUCAGCAACAGUUUUCACAUCAGUCAACCGCACCAUACAAUGAUUCAUCAUACUUAGCCAAUGUUUCAUAUAACACCACAGGUUGUGUAACAUCACCACUUGGGUCCUUAGGUACACCCAACGCAAAAAGUAAUUCAUAUAUGCUGCAGUGCCCACCAGCUCCACGAUACACAGACUUUUGGGUUACCAUUUAUGGGUUUCCGCCAAGUGCGAUUUCAACGAUUUUACAACAUUUUGCUCAAUGUGGCACUAUUGUGGAUAAAGUAUUUUCCCCACAAAAUGGAAAUUGGGUACACCUUAAAUAUGCAUCACGCUUAGAAUGUGAUAAAGCCCUCAAUUAUAAUGAGAAAAUAUUGGGCAAUAAUAUUAUGAUAGGUGUUACACAAUGUAAGGAUAAAAAUAUCAUCGACAAGGAAAAUAUGUGCGAAAAUAAUACACAACCGUGCAAAGUACGACCAUUGGCUCAAAAUGCUUAUAAAAGCGCCCAAAAUGACUCUGCUGUCGACAAUAACAUUAGUUUACCACAAAAGAGCUCAGGUUUAAUGAAUAAAGCUAUGGAUUUGUUCUUCGGUUGGUAAAUAAGAGCGACGAGGUGAAAUAUAUGGCUUCUUAUAAGUUCUCGUUCAAAUGUCCACCAUAAAAUACUUGUAAACCGAUAAAAAAGUUUAUUUAUAAUUUGUGCUUUAGUCAAUAAAACUUUUUUAAUAUUUAACUAAACUUAAUAGAUAUUUACACUCACAAAAUUUACUACAGCAAUUAUGCAUGCAUAUCUUUCUUAUGUCGUCUAUUUAUGACAGGUUAAACGAUUUAGAUAUUCGUGCCAGUUUUAUGUUGUGUUAAUCUCUUUAUUUUGUUUUUGAAUAUACACAUCAUUCAUAAGUAUAGUAGUACAAUAUUAAUAUUUUUACUAAUAAAGCAAAUGCCCGAUAAUAGAAACU
Ceratitis capitata (Mediterranean fruit fly) is the source of this 1580-nucleotide messenger RNA. It is a transcript of the gene Nup35, whose product is annotated as nucleoporin NUP53. The coding region runs from base 216 to 1220 and encodes 334 amino acids. The transcript has 3 exons. Lineage: Eukaryota; Metazoa; Arthropoda; Insecta; Diptera; Tephritidae. The record is from RefSeq and is a predicted model, not a curated record. Gene Ontology annotation, molecular function: single-stranded DNA binding; phospholipid binding; structural constituent of nuclear pore. Gene Ontology annotation, cellular component: nuclear pore nuclear basket; nuclear pore central transport channel; nuclear membrane. Gene Ontology annotation, biological process: regulation of DNA-templated transcription; NLS-bearing protein import into nucleus; nuclear pore organization.